Oppia nitens is the source of this 714-nucleotide messenger RNA. RefSeq names its product enoyl-CoA delta isomerase 2-like. Bases 1 to 714 code for a protein of 237 amino acids. The transcript is spliced from 4 exons. NCBI's taxonomy places the organism in Eukaryota, Metazoa, Arthropoda, Arachnida, Sarcoptiformes, Oppiidae. The record is from RefSeq and is a predicted model, not a curated record.
AUGUCCACCACAACUACUACCGCUGACACCGACGACAGUAACACCGGUAACAAUAGAGAAGCCGUUGGACAGCCAACAGUAGUGCUAAGCAAACGUAUGGGCGUAUCAAUUGUUCUAACCGAUGCGGCCAACGAUGAGUCUAUUAAAUUGGCGUUACUUACGGGAACCGGUGACUACUAUACGGCGGGCGAUGAUUUAAAUAACAUUCAAAAUGCAUUGAAACAAUUUGACGGCGAUAUCUAUCGUGCGACCGACGAAUUUGUCAAAAGGUUUCGGCGAUUUACGGCCGCAUUUAUCGAUUUUCCUAAACCGUUGAUCGCUGCCGUCAACGGACCGGCCAUUGGUGGGGCGGCCAUUAUGGUGGCACUGGUCGACUGUGCAAUCGUUUCGGAUUCGGCCUAUUUUUUGACACCGUUUUCAUCACUGGGUCUAUCGGCCGCAGGUUGCGCUUCCUAUACAUUUCCGCAAAUUAUGGGCCAAUCAAUGGCCGGACAAAUGCUGUACUUCAGUCACAAGAUGUCGGCCACUGAAGCCCUACAGUCGGGAUUCGUAUCGCGAGUCAUACCCAGCGCUCAGUUCGAUGAGUAUAUCGAGAACUGGAUAUUCGCCGAUCGGACCGGUAUUGUCAACACAUGUUAUCCUCAGUCGAUGCGUGCGUCCAAACAGUUGGUCCGAUCGGCGGCCGUACGCCGAGACGAAAACAAACAGAAAUGA